CUGCUCGAACUCGAGCCUUCGCCCAUCGAGGAAGACUUUCCCUCAAAUUCCUACUUUCCUCCAGCCUCGGAUGACAAACCGCUCGACCAUGACACAAUCAAGCCAAUCCAACGGACCUCUACCCUAGGUCUGGAUGCACAUUCGCCUGUCUGGUAUCUCACACGCAUCCACAAGUACUCGAGUUACGCCUUCUCCGUCUUCACCGCUUUCCAUGUCGCCAACACGGCUCUUAUCCCCCUUGCCACACGCUCAGUCGCCAGCUCCGAACCCUAUCUCCUGCUCACUCGUCCUUACUACCAGUCGCCUAUCGCCGAGCCCUUCAUUGUUGUCUUGCCCUUGAUCGCCCACAUUGGUAGCGGUGUAGCCCUCCGCCUGUACCGUCGCAAGCAGAACCUCAGGAGAUAUGGCGCAGAGAACAGGACAGACAGGCGCAUGGUCGCAUGGCCAAAACUGUCCGGCACCAGCGCCCUAGGAUACGCUUUGGUACCACUGGUCUUUGGCCACGCCUUUGUCAAUAGAAUCAUCCCUCUGUGGUACGAGGGUGGCUCUAGCAGCAUCAACUUAGGCUAUGUCUCACACGGCUUCGCCAAACACCCCGCCGUGUCUUUUGUCGGCUUUGGCGCUCUUGUCACCAUUGGAGUUUUCCACUCUGUCUGGGGUUGGGCUAAGUGGCUCAAUUGGUCACCAUCACAAGUCACUCAGGGAGGACCAGAGGGUCAACUCCUCAGGAAGAGAAGAUGGUAUGUCGUCAACGCUGUCAGUGCUGUAGUCAGUGCACUCUGGCUCGCUGGCGGUAUGGGCAUCGUCGGCCGCGGCGGUGCAGUUGGCGGAUGGGUUGGCCGCGAAUACGACGCGCUGUACAGCCAUAUUCCUCUGAUUGGC
Messenger RNA from Aureobasidium namibiae CBS 147.97, 882 nucleotides. RefSeq lists its product as uncharacterized. The annotation marks the transcript as partial. Gene Ontology annotation, cellular component: mitochondrial outer membrane. The transcript has a single exon. The record is from RefSeq and is a predicted model, not a curated record. Gene Ontology annotation, biological process: lipid homeostasis; mitochondrion organization. Lineage: Eukaryota; Fungi; Ascomycota; Dothideomycetes; Dothideales; Saccotheciaceae.